UGUAUGUGGCAUGUUGACGCAGGAAAGUGAAUUAAUAUUGUCAGGGCGGUGACUGUGAUGAAAACUUUCAAAACUUCAACAGUCCCACCAGACCGGAUCAGAGCAGGUAGAACACUUCAGAGGAGAAGAUCCACACCAGCACCAGUACCAAUGCCCAACAGCUCAGUCACCACCUAUGCCCUCCCGUCUGACAUCCAGCUCGGGAAUGGGAGCGACGUGUUGGACGAGGUGGCCAGAGCUCGGCGCGUCCAGCAGCAGGUCCAGAUGAGACUGGCGGAGAAGUCUACACUUCCGCGUCAGAAUGGAUCGGCCUCACAACACGCAAUGUCAGACUACGGUGGUUCAUCCACAGUGAAGUAUAGCACCUACAGCCCAAACUUCAGCUCCAAAUCAUCCUACAUGUACACAGGCUCCAGAACAAUGGGUCCUCGUGUAUCCCAGAGGACAGACUUCAGCUGCCGGUCUGCAGCCCCAGACCUGGCCCAGUUUCAAAGGAUGAGUGUUGGGGGUGGAAUUGCAGGGGGUGGCAAUAGUGGUUUUUACCAAGAGGAGAUGCGUAUGGGUGGCUAUCAAGGACCCGUCAGGCAGCAGAGCCGAAUGGAGCAAGAUGUCAUCUCUGUGCACUCAUUGCGAAACCUGCCUGCAGUGAAUUCCUGGAUAGGUGACACCAGCGAUGCUGGCAGCUUGGUCUCUGACCGGGAUGCCACCUAUACUCAUCAGUAUGCUCAGAGCGCAGUCAAUGGCUAUAGCGGCCAGAUAAGACAAGGAAGUGGCACCCUGACUUAUCAGGCACCCAUGCAGCGAUCUCUAAGUGGUACUCUAUACCGUGGUGGAGGGAUGACUGGAGGAGGGACCGAGAUUAUCCAGCAACAGCCUUCAUUUAAAGGCCCAGCCCACCGUACAAUCAACAGAAUCACAAAUCGAAACCGGAUGAGCAUUGGCUCAUUGUCUGGCAACCAGGUGUCCUCAAGUGCAAGCUCUUUUGGUGGAGGAGGAGACAGAGUGGACAAAGGGUUUAUGGUAUCCACAAUGUCCUCUGGUUCCCAGGGGAACCUCAUGAUGCAGCGUCCAGGCACCUUAUCCCGCGCUGCGUCAAUAAAAAGCAUGCACAGUGUGGGCAAGGGCAUGGAUGUGUUCGGGCAGAUGGGAAUGGGCCUCAGCAUGAGCAAUCUCAGCGGGUUUGCCACCUUGGACAUGGCCACCGCAGUACAACACCUGAGAAAUCCUGACCCUGACCUGCAGGUCCUUGGUGCGGCAUACAUUCAGCAUCAGUGUUACAAUGAAAACGAGGCUAAAAAUGAGGUACGCAAUCUAAAUGGUAUCGGUGAUCUGGUGAAGCUCUUCAACAGCGAUAACCAGGAAGUGCAGCGUUAUGUCACUGGUGCCACACGCAACCUCAUCUAUGAGAACAUGGACAACAAGAAGGUCCUGAUUGAAGAGGGUGGCAUCCCAGAGCUAGUCCGGGCACUCAACGAGAACGAUGAUGAGCUCCGCAAAAACAUUACAGGUAUCUUGUGGAAUCUUUCAUCCAAAGACACACUGAAGGAGAAACUAGCCAAGGAGACACUUUUUGCCCUCACUGAGAAGAUCCUCGUCCCAUUGGCAGCCACAGAGAAGGAAAAUGCAGAGAGGAUCACCGAAUGCUCCGAAAUCAUCACAGAGUCUCCCUCUCAGUCAGAAAUCUUCUGCAACACCACAGGAUGUCUCAGGAAUCUGAGCUCUGUGAGUGAGAAGACCCGUCAUCAGAUGCGAGAAACUUCAGGAUUGGUGCCAUCUUUGGUGGAUUACAUCAAGGCCUCUCUUGACAAGAACAAAGCAGAAGAGAAGGGGGUGGAAAAUGCAGUAUGUGUUUUGAGGAAUCUCUCAUACCAACUCUACAGUGAACUUCCUCAAUCUGUUGCAAUACGUCUGGAAGGACCAACCAGAGAUCAGCACACAGGAAACGGUGACACUAUUGGCUGCUUUACACCUCAGAGUAAAAAAGCUAAAAAUAAAAAGAAUCAGGCUGCCUUCACAUUCAGUGAGGUUACAAAGGACCCAAAGGGUAUGGAGUGGCUGUGGCACCCUCAGAUCAUGGGGAUGUACCAUCGUGUGCUGAAGUCUUGUGAGAUUAAUGCCACCACCCGUGAGGCAGCUUCUGGAGCUCUGCAAAACAUUACAGCUGGAGACAAGAGGUGGGCUUCAGUGCUGUCCAGCUGGGCUUUGGAGCAGGAGCGAAUGCUGCCAACCUUGCUUGAUCUCAUGAACACCAACAGGGAUGUGGAGCUGCGCUCUCUCACAGGAUUCAUGAGAAAUCUGUCCCGUCAUGCCGUCAAUAAGGAUGAUAUGGCCACAAAGUCAGUAAGUCACUUGGUGGAAAAGUUGCCAGAAGAUGGCCAACAGAAGGAGCCGUCCAGCGAAGUGGUGGUUAACAUCUGCGGAAUUCUCAAUAACCUGGUGACCGGCAGCAGCUUGGCUGCCAGAGACAUCACCUUCUUCAAUGGCCUGCCGAAUCUGAUGGGCAUCAAGAACACACAUGACAGCAGCCCUGGAAAGAUUAAAGCAUCCAAAGCAGCAUCCACAGUCCUCACCAACAUGUUCCAUUAUAAGAAACUGCACAAACAGUACAAAACGAAAGGGUAUACAAGAGCAGACUUUGCAGACAUCUUAGUCUAAAGUGAAGAUAUUGUAGUCCACGGCUUAUCUGUACAACUCUGUGGUAAGAUUAUACUGGUGAUCCAAGAUCUGACCAAUGGAGGAAAUGGAAUUUGUUUUACAACAUGAUGGACGUCACUGCAGUCCAAGGACUGUGGAUCCAGCAGGACUAUGAAUGGACUCUCAACCUUUUUUCUAUGAACAGCGUGUGCUUAGUGUCUAAUCAGGGCUUGUUUUCCUGUCAGAGCAGCAUGUAUUUAAAGCAGUUUAUAAACUGCCAAAGGACAACAUUAAGGACACUUGUGCUUUCUCACUGGUGUGCCUUAUUGUAAGUUUGAAAGCAAUGAAUCUGAUAGUAGUGCAUUUUUGUAAAUAGAUUUAUAUCCUACACUGAAAUUAGUUUGAAAUUUUUAUAUGUUGUAGUAAAUUCUACUUUUCUAAUGGACAUGAGUCACUCUUGACAGUUUUAUUUGAAAGUAACCAGAAAUUUAUAGAAAUUUAGAUGAAAAUAAAUUUGCUGUAGAUGAUAAUUUCUCUACAUUUGACUUCUCCAUUUAAAACCAGUCCAGCCAUUUAAAAUCUAUCUGCUGCGGGACUGUUAGUAAUGGUGUGUAACACAUAGGUGAAAAUAAAGUAUGUUUUCUUGACUUUGUGGCAGAACACAUGAAAAUUUAGCUUUGCAUGUCUUCCAUCAUUGUGAAUAAGAAUUAUUAAUACUCUUAAGAGUUUGACAUAAAUCUGAGCAUAAAAGUUUUUUUUCAAAAUAAACCAGACAUAUUAAAACUGUAACCAUUACUGAUCUGUGUGGAUUUUGCAAGACUGCUUGUUUUAUUGCUUUUUAUGUUGCAUACAAACAGAUGUACUAUGUGAUUCAUUAAAGAGACAUACCUGGAAAUGAAA
This is a messenger RNA of Melanotaenia boesemani (Boeseman's rainbowfish), 3534 nucleotides long. RefSeq names its product plakophilin 3a (gene pkp3a). Gene Ontology annotation, molecular function: cadherin binding. Gene Ontology annotation, biological process: cell-cell adhesion; cell-cell junction assembly. The record is from RefSeq and is a predicted model, not a curated record. Bases 58 to 2655 code for a protein of 865 amino acids. The transcript has 14 exons. Gene Ontology annotation, cellular component: nucleus; cytoplasm; plasma membrane. NCBI's taxonomy places the organism in Eukaryota, Metazoa, Chordata, Actinopteri, Atheriniformes, Melanotaeniidae.